UCUCAGUGGUGGCCUGAGAGAGAGAGUGUGUGCUCUCACCAUAGCAAGCUCAUAUAGAAGUCUUUCUCUUCGUUUUUUACUUCAAGAGAUUAACAGAGAUAUCGGGAUGCAUCUCUGUUUUGCCAUCACCUUAUCGUUUGUUAUCCUUCUGGGUAACUUUAUCAAACUUCAAGCUACUAUUACUGGGCCGGCUCCUUCAAGCGGUGAUGGUCCUGGGUCUCAGGUGUGCCAAAUGUGCUACCAGGGACCUGCUGGGACCCCUGGCAUUCCGGGCUUACCAGGAAAUCAGGGUCAGUUUGGACCUGCAGGGGCAAAGGGCGAUGCUGGGGUCAAGGGUCAGAAGGGUGAGAUUGGCCCAAUUGGCGCUGUUGGGAACCCAGGCCCAAAAGGGGACGACAGAAUAGGCCUACCCGGUAAGGUAGGUCCAAGAGGUCCACCUGGUUCAGUUGGAAGCACUGGGGAAGCGGGGGUCAAAGGUCAAAAGGGCGAAUCAGGAAAGACUCGAGAUAAUUCUGCCCACCGGGUAGCGUUUACUGUGAUACGGACAAGCCACUCAGAUACCUCUUCGAGCCACAACACCCGUUUGCCCUUCCAGCAGGCCGAGACACUGCUGCAGGGUACCAACUUCGAUCUUGCAAGGGGUACAUUCACAUGUAAUGUGCCGGGCACCUAUAUGUUCACGUUCUCCGUAGGCAAAUAUCCCUCUACCAGUCUGUAUGUUCAUUUUUGGAAAAACGACGCCAAGGUUGUCUCUGGCGCUAGCAGUGAUCGCAAUCCCUAUGAGCAGGUAUCUGGUAGCGCGGUGUUGGUUUUGCAACGACAAGACUCUGUAUAUUUGACCAUGUACGGCAGGGUACGGGGUGAGUCAACCCAUCGCUACACCUCAUUUAGUGGCUUUCUCCUUUACCCCGAAUAA
Molecule: messenger RNA, 916 nt
Organism: Acanthaster planci (crown-of-thorns starfish)
Lineage: Eukaryota; Metazoa; Echinodermata; Asteroidea; Valvatida; Acanthasteridae
Molecular function (GO): protein binding
Source: RefSeq, a predicted model, not a curated record